AUGUCGCCAACAAAAACUGCUCUAGUCAUUCUGGCCGAUGGAGUGGAAGAGAUGGAAGCAGUGAUUCCUGCUGAUAUUCUGAGGCGUGGUGGAGUUGAAGUGACUUACGCUGGUCUGGAUGGAGCUGGAAAGGUAACUUGUUCAAAGAAGACAGUGAUCACGCCAGAUAGUGCACUGAACGACGUCAAGUCAAAAACGUUCGAUGUCGUAGUCUUACCUGGAGGUUCCAAAAGCAGUGUCUCGCUAGCUGCGGUGGGUCUGGAAUAA
This is a messenger RNA of Cylicostephanus goldi, 267 nucleotides long. Lineage: Eukaryota; Metazoa; Nematoda; Chromadorea; Rhabditida; Strongylidae. The record is from the annotation of a GenBank genome assembly.